Myxocyprinus asiaticus (Chinese sucker) is the source of this 4088-nucleotide messenger RNA. It is a transcript of the gene pla2g4f.2, whose product is annotated as phospholipase A2, group IVF, tandem duplicate 2. Gene Ontology annotation, biological process: glycerophospholipid catabolic process. Bases 28 to 2454 code for a protein of 808 amino acids. NCBI's taxonomy places the organism in Eukaryota, Metazoa, Chordata, Actinopteri, Cypriniformes, Catostomidae. Gene Ontology annotation, molecular function: calcium-dependent phospholipid binding; calcium ion binding. The transcript has 20 exons. Gene Ontology annotation, cellular component: cytosol. The record is from RefSeq and is a predicted model, not a curated record.
ACUUCACUGCCUGCUGAGGAGAUAACAAUGCAGAAGAAAGAGCUUAUGCCGUACUGGAACCUUAUUGUCACAGUGUUGCGAGGGAAAUUCAAUAAUUCAUAUGAUUUAAUGUCUAAAUGUGACUGCUACGUCGUCUUGAAAUUACCCACAGCCUGUGCUUGCUGCCAUCACACCCAAACUGUCAAAGACAGCAAUGAACCAAACUGGAAUGAAACCUUCAGUUUCAGAGUACACAGCGGUGUCAAGAACAUUUUGGAAUUCCACAUAUAUGAUUCUGAUCGGUUUACGAAAGAUGACUUAUGCUCCACCGUACUAUUUGACAUCAGCAGCCUCACACUUGGACAAAAGCAGACAAAAUGCUUCAUUUUUGAUGAUAAGAAAAAGAAUGAGUUGUGGGUGACAUUUGAGAUGACAGUGAGCUCUGAGAAUCCUGAGCCGUACCUCUCUAAUGGAGUGUUGAUGGCCGGUCCAUUCUGUGCUCUGGAUGUGAAGGCGGAAAAACCUCUCAAAACAACUGUGAAAAAGAACCUGAUUUUAAAACUGAGAGGCGCAUAUAAGGAGGACCGUAUGAUCUCAGGUUUUCAAGAAAACCCCAGCUGUACACAGACUAUGCGAUAUUACAUCAACCGAGACCUGGAGACUGAAUUUAGUCUCAUCGCAUCAAAAGCUGCUGAAAAAAUGGAUGAUGCAAAUCCAAAAACUUUGGACAUUCUGUCCUCUGUCGUUAUAAAAUCGUUUUCAGCCAAACAUCAAACUAAACUCUCUAUGCAUGCUGGAGAGGAUAAAGUAAAUCUGCAACUAAGCACAGAGGAUCGCCCAAAAGAAGAUCUUGACGUACGUCUGGGUUUUGAUAUUCCAAUGGAAGAAAAAAACUUUCUGGUGAAGAGGAGAAAAGUCGUGUCACAGGCACUACAGAGAGCUCUGAAACUCACCUCUCCACCAGAGCCCAGCAAGGUCCCUUUGGUGGCUGUGGUGUGUUCAGGGGGUGGGACCAGAGCAAUGAUUGGCACAUAUGGGAGCCUUAGAGCACUUCAAAAACUCCAACUUCUUGAUGCGGUCAGCUACAUCACAGGAGUUUCUGGCUCUACCUGGACUAUGGCCUCUCUUUACGGUGAUGCUAACUGGUCAAACAGUGACCUAAAUGAGGUUAUGGAGUCUGUAAAAAAGGAGAUAUCUAAAAGUGUGUUCAGUGUAUUUUCCCCUGAACAGCUAAGGCACUACAAAGAGAAUAUGGAAGAGAGAGAGAAAGAAGGACACCUUGUCUCUCUCGUUGACAUGUGGGGUCUGGCUAUAGAGUAUCUCAUCCAGGGGAAGAAUAAAAUGGUUACACUAUCUGACCAGCAGAGAGCACUAUCAAAUGGACAGAACCCUCUUCCCAUCUACGCAGCUCUCAACAUAAAGAAUGGCAAGACAGGAAGUACCACUGAGCCUGAAUUAUGUGAGUUCACCCCAUACGAGGUUGGAUUUACCAAGUAUGGUGCCUUUGUACCUGCACAAAACUUUGGGAGUGAAUAUUACCUCGGUCACAUGGUCAAGAAACUCCCUGAACCUGGGGUAUACUCUUUAUUGGGAAUAUGGAGUAGUGUCUUUUCUGUGAGUCUGACUCAGCUUUGGAGUUGCAUUACUGGAGUGAUUCCAUCCUGGGCCCACAAGAUUGGAGAAGAAGUGAACCACACAGAAACAGAUAAUAUACCAUCAACACUGGACACGCUCCAGAUCAGCCCCAUGACGGAUUUAGCAAAAAUGAUCAGCAACUUUCUGACCAGCCGCCCCAUUAUCAGCCAAGUGUACAAUUUCCUGAGAGGCUUUUAUCUGCACAGGAACUACAAUGAGAACUCUGGCUUUAGAGCAUGGAAGGAAACACACCCAGACGCCUUCCCUAACUCCCUGACGCCAGCAGACACCAAACUUGGUCUGGUGGACUGUGCUGUGGCCCUCAAGUCAUCAUUCCCUCCUGUGCUACGCUCUCAGAGGCAUGCAGAUGUCAUUCUGUCUCUGAACUACUCUUGGGACCAGGACCAGUGUAAGAUCCUAAAGCAAACUGAGGAGUACUGCAUUGAUCGGAAGAUUCCAUUUCCAAAGAUUGAUUUUAAAAAGGUAGAGUCAGAGCCAAAGAAGGAAGUAUAUGUGUUUGAGGAUAAAGAUAAUCCAGAGGCUCCCAUAGUGAUUCACUUUCCCUUGGUCAACUUCACAUUCAAACAGUUCACGGCUCCUGGAGUGAAGAGAGAGGGUAAAAUGGAGAUGAAUGAAGGAAAUUUUGAUAUUGACUUCACCAGUAGCUCCUGUCCAUUCACCACUCAGAAACUUACCUAUUCUCCUGAGGUCUUCCAGAAGCUGGCAAACCUCACCACCUACAACAUUCUAAACAACAAAGACAUAAUUCUGAAUGUGCUGAACAAAUCACUUAAGAGAAACAUGGAGAGAGUUCCUUUUACAAAGAUGACAAAAUCCUAAAUUGAGAUUGAGGUUUGAGCAGCAGGUAGAAUUCAUAUAGGUACACUUCACAACAUUGGUGAGCAGUUUUCCAACCAACAAUGUUAAAGGUGCACUCUGAAUUUUUUCCCCACAUUAAAACAAGUUUUACUCAUAAAUAAAUGAAUAGCACUUUUAAACCAAGUACACUUACAUAAGAUGAUUCCAGUCAUAUUAGUAGACUUUUAGAAGCUGUUUUAUUGGGGGCUGCCAUAUUUAGAUCACAUGAUCAGCCGAAUACUUUUCUUUUUUUUAUCGGUUACACACCUAUUAUUCACUUUAUAACACUUUAGAUCGCAGAAUAAAUAAAUCAUGGCUGACUGCUAUUGUUUCAUUACAAUGCCAUCAGUAAUGGAAACUUACACCUUUAAAAUAUGAUAGAUAUGUAGGUUAAAUAUCAAAGUUUAUACCAUGGGGCUGUUGAAUGCUUGAUUCUGAUUGGUUAACGGAUGUUCUAAGGUUUGCAAUUAUUUUUCAGUAAACGCACGGCUAUGAAGUAUUCCAGGUCUUGACCGCAUAACAGUUCCAUAUCACUUUGCCAAAAUAUUUCAGUUAUGUCUAAGAGCUGUACAGCUUACCAGAGUAAAACAGGCAAAUAAAACACAAGACAUUGACUAAGUAAUCGAAGACGAAAGACACACAAUUUCUAUAAUAUCCACAAUGUACUUUAAUAUCUGUGGAAAGCACUCUCACGCUAACUUUCUUUCUUUUGUUCUCACCCACACACACAUACAUACGCACUCACAUAUUCACUUCUUUCGCGGGAAACACACAGAACCUAAAUGUUAAAGAACCACCAUGACUUAAAGCAGUUUAGCAACUGAAAAGCUACAUACAAGAAUGGCGACACUACAAGCCUUCUUCUGAGGAGUGUUGUUAAACUAACAGUAUGGCGAUUUGAAGCGAUGUUACUAACGAACAUAGCUUAAGACAGCUGAUCCGUCAUCAAUUAUUCCUUACUUAUAUGAGCAACGGUGGUCUAAGGUUAAUGUUAAACUCUCACUUGACCACUAUGGACCUUCUUACUGUAACGUCUCAAGCCUGGUUGCGUGAUCUUGUAUGAAUCAUCAGUUCACUGUAGCACUUUCUCCACUGCUUUUGACUUGACAAUCUUUUACAGUUUUAACAAUCCCGUUUUGUUUGUUUCUGACUAUUUGUAAGUAAUUAUUGGUGUAUUUAUGUAUACUGUCAUUACCUGUCAUGAUUUGUACAACAGGAUGACACUGAGUAACGCGAUGUUCACAAUACCUUGAGGUUUGUGUGUGUGUGCGUGCGUGUUACCGGAUAAAUAACAUGAUUAUUGGUCGCUGAAGGGAAAUUCAAGUGCAAAGCAGCACAUGCCUUUGCAAUUUUGUUUGAUUUGCUUUGGGUGACACAAGUGUAACAACUACUGUAACCAUUUCUCUUUUUACCUUGGCUUAUCCACUGAACUCCAGAAAACCAGAUAAUGGACCAGUUGUUUAGGUUCGUUAUGGAGGGCAAGACUGAUAUGGCACACACAAACACACACAAAUUAGAGAAAUGUCUUGAACCAAUUUAUAUUAUAUUUGGAAAUUUUUUUUAUGAAUGUAUGUGAAAUAAAAUUACAAUGUAGGAAUAAAAUAAAAAAAUAAAAA